AUGGUUGACUUGACUACUUAUUGCUGCUGCGGCUAAAUCGACCUUGGUGGCUAGCUAAGAAUGGCGGGGAAUGCGUGGAGGUCAGCGAUUGUUAAUCUACUAAGAAAGUGGAGUUUAUCGAGCAAUGGCCAGGAUAAAAUCAAGGCAAAGGAAGUGCCAAGGGUGGCAGCAGCCUUGAAGAAAGACACCAGAAGGUUCUCAAGUGGGAUGCACACAGUUACUUUGAUCCCUGGUGAUGGAAUUGGACCAGAGAUCUCCACCGCUGUCAUGAAGAUAUUUGAAGAAGCAAAAGCACCUAUUCAAUGGGAGGAAAGAAAUGUUACAGCCAUCAAAGGGCCUGGAGGGAAGUGGGUGAUUCCUCCAGAUGCGAAAGAAUCAAUGGACAGGAACAAAAUGGGCCUUAAAGGUCCUUUGAAGACGCCAAUCGCUGCAGGUCAUCCCUCCAUGAACCUCCUGCUGAGGAAAACCUUUGACCUCUACGCCAAUGUGCGCCCUUGUGUUUCUAUAGAGGGCUACAAGACGCCCUACACGGAUGUGAACCUAGUUACCAUAAGGGAGAACACAGAGGGAGAAUACAGUGGGAUUGAACAUGUGAUUGUCGAUGGAGUCGUACAGAGUAUUAAGCUCAUUACAGAGCGGGCCAGCCAACGCAUUGCAGAGUAUGCAUUUGAAUAUGCCAGAAACAAUAAGAGGACCAGUGUAACUGCUGUUCAUAAGGCCAACAUUAUGCGCAUGUCAGAUGGGCUCUUCCUUCGAAAAUGCAGAGAGGCUGCUGAAAAGCACAAAGAUAUUAAAUUCACUGAGAUGUACUUGGAUACUGUGUGCCUCAAUAUGGUGCAGGAUCCUACACAGUUUGAUAUUCUGGUGAUGCCAAAUUUGUAUGGAGACAUCCUGAGUGAUCUUUGUGCUGGACUUAUUGGAGGACUUGGAGUGACCCCCAGUGGAAACAUUGGUGUGGAUGGUGUUGCCAUUUUUGAGUCUGUUCAUGGAACGGCCCCAGAUAUAGCAGGAAAAGACUUGGCUAACCCCACCGCCUUGCUGCUCAGUGCUGUCAUGAUGCUUCGCCACAUGGGCCUGCACGACCAUGCAACGAGGAUCGAAACGGCCUGCUUUGACACCAUUCGAGACAAAAAAGUUUUGACCGGAGACCUCGGAGGAUCUUCAAAGUGCUCAGAAUUCACAGAAGCAAUUUGUCAACGAGUGCGAGAUAUUGAGUAGAAGGGCCUAUUUGUUUAGAGUUUGUCUUUCUUUUUUUCGAUCACAUGUAUCUGCAUAUUAAUGACCAAAAAAAAACCAUAUUUAAACCGGUUUUAGGAUUUGUGAUCCUGAAUGUCUGCUUUUUAUUUGCACUUAAGAGUUCUCUUUAAACCAACUGUUACUUUUUAUGCAAUGUAAUGUAUUCCACUUGCUGACCAUUUGUAUGAUAAUAUUGGUCGUACUCUAUCUGUAUGGAAAAACUUAUUAUAGUAUUAUUAUUAUGUAUUAUAAAACUUUAGUUCAGUUAACACUGCAAUCAGAGUUUUAAUGUCACAUUUACAUGGUCAAGAAACACACUUAUUAUGAUACUAGCAGCUUUGAAUGUACCCAAUUAGAACAUAAAUACUACCAUGACAUCAAAAAUGACUUGACAUCGUAUUGUGUAAUGUAAGUGCUAUUAAUAAUUAAUAGCACAACACCAGGUUUAGGUUUGGGGGGAAUAUUUUUUAUUUCCUUUCGCCUUUUGGUCAUACACCAAUUCCAUGUACAAUAUCUCCACAAGAAUAAAGAGUAUAUUGAGGUAGAAAUGUGUUCUAUUCCGUC
Dunckerocampus dactyliophorus (ringed pipefish) is the source of this 1800-nucleotide messenger RNA. RefSeq names its product isocitrate dehydrogenase (NAD(+)) 3 catalytic subunit alpha (gene idh3a). Gene Ontology annotation, cellular component: mitochondrion. The record is from RefSeq and is a predicted model, not a curated record. Lineage: Eukaryota; Metazoa; Chordata; Actinopteri; Syngnathiformes; Syngnathidae. Gene Ontology annotation, biological process: tricarboxylic acid cycle; isocitrate metabolic process. Gene Ontology annotation, molecular function: NAD binding; isocitrate dehydrogenase (NAD+) activity; magnesium ion binding. The transcript has 12 exons. The coding region runs from base 61 to 1218 and encodes 385 amino acids.